AUGAGCCAGCCUUGGGCCCGGAGCGAGGCGAUGCUGGUCCUGCUGGUUUGGGGGUGGGUGGCGGGCGGGCCGGGGGCGUGGGGCCGCGUGUACCGGCUGCGCCUGGCGGUGGACGAGGGGCUGCCGGCGGGCACGUUGGUGGGGGCCAUCGGGGCCGGGCUGCCGCCGGGGCGCCGUUGGGCGGCGGGCGGGUUCCUGCUGUCGGAGGCGCCGCCCGACCUGCGGGUGGAGGCGGGCACGGGGCUGAUCCGCACGGCGCGGCGGCUGGACCGCGAGCGGCGGGCCCGCUACGCCUUCGCCGCGGCCACCCGGCGGGGCGCCGUGGUGCGGGUGGCCAUCGCCGUGAAGGACGUGAACGACCACCCGCCCCGCUUCCCGCGGCCCGCCGUGGCGCUGCGGGUGUCGGAGGGCUGCCCGCCGGGCACGGCCUUCCGCCUGCCCGCCGCCAGGGACCCGGACGCGGGGCUCUUCUCCACGCAGGGCUACGCCCUCCUGUCGCCCGGCGACGGCCCCCUCCGGUCGCCCGGCAACGCCACCUUCCGGUUGCCCGGCAACGCCACCCUCCCGUCGCCCGGCAACGCCCCCCUCCGGUUGCCCGGCAACGCCCCCGGACUCGAUCCCUCGCCGUUCCGGCUGCGCUACGCGGGUCCGGAGCCGCUGGAGCUGGUGCUGGCGCGGGGGCUGGACCGCGAGGCGGCGGCGGGGCACCGGCUGCUGAUCGAGGCGUGGGACGGGGGCCGCCCCCGCCGCAGCGGGAGGCUGCGGGUGCACGUGCGCGUCCUGGACGAGAACGACAACCCGCCCGUGUUCGAGCGCGGCCACUACCUGGCCGCCGUGCGGGAGGACGCCCCGCCGGGCACGGCCGUGUGCCGGGUGCGCGCCACCGACCGCGACCGGGGCCCCAACGGGCGCGUGCGCUACCGGCUGCGGCCGGGCCCCGCCGGGCCCUUCUUCUCGGUGGGGGCGCGCAGCGGCCUGGUGCGGCUGCGGAGGCCGCUGGACCGGGAGGCCCGCGCCCGCCACCGGCUGCUGGUGGAGGCCCGGGACGGCGGCGCCCCGCCCGAGGCGGCCGGCGCGGCCGUGGCGGUGGCCGUGCUGGACGUGAACGACAACCGGCCCGCCAUCCGCCUGCUCUUCCUCACCGAGGGCGGCGGGGCGCGGGUGUCGGAGGGGGCGCGGCCGGGGGACUACGUGGCGCGGGUGUCGGUGGCGGACGCGGACGAGGGCGCCGGCGGGGGCCCCGGCCGGCUGGCCCUGGAGGGCGGCGGCGGCGCCUUCGCCCUGUGGCCCGGCGCCGGCCCCGGCGUCUUCUUCCUCCGCGUGGCCGCGCCCCUGGACCGCGAGCGCCGCGACCGCUACGAGCUGCGGCUGGUGGCCACGGACGGCGGGGUGCCGCCGCUGCGCGCCCGGCGGCGCCUGGCCCUGCGGGUGACCGACCUCAACGACCAGCCGCCGCGCUUCGGCCGGGCCGCCUACGGCGCCGCCGUGUCCGAGGCGGCCGCCCCGGGCACCGCCGUGCUGCGCCUGCGGGCCACGGACGCCGACCAGCCGGGCACGGCCCAGGCGAGCCUGCGCUACGCCCUGUUGCCGGGCCCGGGCCCCUCCGGCCCCUCCGGCCCCGACGUCUCCGUGCCCUUCGCCAUCGAGCCGUCCAGCGGGCUGGUCCGCACCACGCGGGCCCUGGACCGCGAGGCGCAGCCGCUGGUGGAGCUGUGGGUGGUGGCCCGGGACCUGGGCGAGCCGCCGCUGUCCGCCACCUGCCGCGUCCGCGUGGCCCUGCGGGACGUCAACGACAACGAGCCCCGCUUCCAGCGCCGCCGCUACGCCGCCUCCCUGCCCGAGCACGCCCCGCCCGGACACUGCUUCCUCCAGGUGAACGCAACUGAUGCUGAUGCGGGCCAGUAUGGCCGUAUCGAAUAUUUUCUUUAUGAUGGAUACCACAACUAUGAAAAAUCGCAAGCUUUCCAGAUUGAUCCACACACUGGCCAUGUCUGUGUGUCUCAAGAUAUUGACAGGGAGAGUGAUCCAGUCACAUACGAUCUCUUGGUGAAAGCUAAAGAUGGGGGUGGGCUAAGUGCCCAAGCAUUUGUUCAUGUUGAGGUGGAAGACGUGAAUGAUAAUCAACCGGUCUUCAACCCAACGAGCUACGUGACAAGCAUUAGUGGCCACACACAGCCAGGCUCAGAGAUCCUCAAUGUCAUUGCCAGGGACAAGGAUUCUGGAGUGUAUGGAACCGUGACUUAUGAGUUGGUGCCCGGAGAGCUGUCUUCCCUUUUUACAAUCGACUCUUCAACAGGAAUCAUUUAUUUAGUAUCAGUUCUUCAACAUUUGGAAUCCACCAGUGUGUCUUUGACUGUAUCUGCCCGAGAUGGCGGUGGUCUCUCCUCUGCCAUUAAUGCAGAUGUCAUAAUCAACAUCCUUCCGACCGCUUUGGCCCCUGCUGUGUUUGAGAGGUCUGAGUAUAUUUUCUCAGUUCCGGAAGAUAUCCCUGAAGGCAGUCUAGUUGGAACGGUGAAAGCCAGGGAGCCCUUGAAUUCUUUGGAGACCAUCUCUUAUCGAAUUUCCUCUGGUGAUCCUUCCAGAAGUUUUUCCAUUGAUCCACAGUUUGGUGUCCUUCGCACCAGAAGACAGCUGGACUAUGAAACACAGUCUCUGAUUGUGCUCACAGUCCAAUCACAGCUCGGCAAUUCCCCCAUAUAUAGUAGCACUCAAGUCAAUGUGAACAUUAUUGACAUCAAUGACAAUUCUCCAGUGUUUCUCCUGGAGUCUGAUAACGUAACAAUAUUGCAAAGCACAUUGCCUGGCUCAGCUUUCUACAUUGCUCGUGCAGAAGACCGAGACAGCGGACUCAAUGGAUUAAUCCAAUACACUAUUACAAGCCAGACACCAAAUAUCUUCACUAUUGACUCAAGACUUGGAAUUGUAUACCUCAAUGGAACGCCACCUGAAAAUACCCAGCACAAAUCUACUCUUUGUAUUGUGGCUAAAGACCUAGGGAUGCCUCCGCUGAAGUCCCUGUUAACGCUGACAGUGAUUGUGGAGAAGCAAGACUUCAUCUCGGCCUUGACUUUUGAAAAUUUGGUCUAUGAGAUAGAAGUCAGUGAGUAUCUUUCCCCGGCAGCCCAAGUACUUCAAGUGCAGGCUUAUCUGUUGGUUCCCCAUCCUGCUGCUUCUCAGAUAGUGUACUCCUUAGAACCCAGCCCAGGUUCUGCUGCGUUUAGCAUCAACCCUUACACUGGUGAGAUUUAUCUGCGGAGGCAACUGGAUUACGAGUCCAUAAAGAUACACAGUUUUAGAGCAUUUGCUCAUGGUCUGAACCACAGGGCAGGGCAGAACACCAGUACAUCAGUAACUGUUCAUGUCCUGGAUGAGAAUGACAAUUCCCCAGCCUUCUUGCAAGAAGCCUACUUUUGGAAAGUUGAAGAAAGCCCCGUCCCUCGUGGGGUAAUUGGCAUCAUUGCAGCAACGGAUAUAGACUCUGGUCGAAAUGGACAACUGUCGUAUUUCCUUUUGUCUGAUGGAAAAUAUUUCAAGAUGAAUCCCAGCACAGGUGAAAUUAUAAAUUGGUUUUCAUUAGAUCAUGAGCAUCAAGCCCACCACCAGCUCUCUGUACUAGUGAUUGACCACGGAAACCCGUCACACAAUGCCACCGUGAUGGCUUAUAUUUCAGUUACCGACCUCAAUGAUAACAAACCACAAUUCCCUCAAUUUCCCCCAGAAAACGAGAUAAGCAUCAAGGUUUUAGAAGGCCAGCCAGCAGAUGUUUUUGUUACUACAGUAUUUGCAAAGGAUCCUGAUGCAGGAAAUAAUGGAGAAGUUUCAUAUUCAAUAUCUUCAGAGGAGAGUUUAAACCACUUUAAGAUGGAUGUCAACAGUGGUGAAAUCAGAACGACAACAAUUCUUUCAUAUAAUCACCAGCCUAAUUACAGAAUGACCAUAACUGCAAGAGAUCAAGGAAUUCCUCCUCUUCAAGGAUAUGUAGUCAUAAACAUUCAGGUUAUCCCACUAUCCAAGGAGAGAUCGCUUAGUUCUCAGCAUAUCAGAAACGUGGUCUUACCAGAAAAUUUUAAACCUGGCCAAGUAAUGAACUUGAUAAAGUCCUUUGAAAAUCUUCAAAAGCAUGAAAGCAAGAUACAUUUCAGUAUUGCGGAAGAAGACAGAGAUGGAUAUUUUGAAGUUGAGAGCUCAUCAGGAGACUUGUUUCUUUUGAAGCAACUCGACUAUGAAGUGACAUCUCAUUACCUUCUUCGGGUGAUCAUGAAAGACCAUAACCAAAAUCCUCCACUGAAUAGCAUGUUAUUCCUUAGUAUCGAUGUGGAAGACCAGAAUGAUCAUUCCCCUUCUUUCAAAGAUGAUUUCAUAGUGAUCAGUGUAGAAGAGAAUGUCCCCGUAGGCACACUGGUAUAUACAUUCAAUGCCAAAGAUGGUGAUGGCAGUUUUCUAAACAGCAAAAUCCAGUACUUCAUUGAAGCAAAGAGUCUGAGUGAGAAUCCAUUCCUCAUCCACCCAUCACUGGGCACCCUGGUCACCGCAACUCCGUUAGACAGAGAAGUCCUGCAGUCAGUCGUCCUCGUAGUGACAGCAUCGGAUCAGGCAGUGAAUGUAACCGACCGGAGAGUGAGAGCCCUGGCUGCAAGAAUUUUGAUCUUGGAUGUCAAUGACAACAGCCCCGAUUUUGCGUCCGCCCCCGUUGUUAACAUCCCUGAAGAAACAGAAGCCGGUUCUCUUGUGCAUCGCGUAGUUGCCAAGGAUCCAGAUGAAGGAAGGAAUGGAAAAGUCACGUAUCAUCUCCUCUCAGGAAAUGAAAAGGAAACCUUUAUGCUUGACAGAACAUCAGGACUGCUAACUACUACUUGUCCUCUGGACUAUGAGACCCAAAAAUACUACAUCCUGACUGUCUUGGCACUGGAUGACGGCUUGCCUGCUCUCUCUGUCACUCAGACUUUGACAGUUACUGUUCUUGACAUUAACGAUGAGGCGCCAGUUUUUAAAAAACUCUCGUAUGAAGCUACAGUGCCCGAAAACCAAGGGCCCGGACAGCUUGUCACAAAGGUGGAAGCCCUGGAUAGAGAUUCAGGAAUCAAUUCUGAGCUUCAGUUUGAAAUCCUACCAGGGGCCUUUUUUGGGUUGUUCCAGGUAAAUUCGAAAACUGGAGAAGUGGUGACAGCAACUUCAUUUGACAGAGAGGUGCGAGAGACAUUCACCCUUAGAGUUCUGGUGCAAGAUGGUGGAAUCCCUCCUCUCUCCAGCACCACAACGAUUCUCUGCACUGUGGAAGAUGAAAAUGAUCAUGCUCCAAGGUUUAUCCUUCCUAUUCCUGAGAUCCGCGUUCCAGAGAACCAAGAACCAGAGAUUAUCUAUACCAUUUUAGCCAAAGACAUGGAUUCAGGGAAUAAUGGAGCAAUCCAGUAUGAGAUAAUUGGGGGAAAUACUGAAGAAUAUUUUACCCUCAACCACACUUCAGGAGAGCUCUCACCCUCCCGCAGCCUUGACCGGGAAGAUGUUAGCAAUUUCACUCUCAUCAUUGAGGGCCGUGACUUGGGCAACCCACCCAGAAGUUCUUCAACCCAGAUACAAGUGACCAUCUUGGAUGACAAUGACCAUAGCCCUGCCUUCCCUUUUCCCCAUUAUCACAUCUCUGUGAGGGAAGACCUUGAAGUAGACUCAGUCAUUCUCACACUCUCUGCUACAGAUGAAGAUGAAGGUCUGAACAGACAGAUCAUGUACUCUCUGUGUGAUGCUGAUGCUUUUACCAUUGACAGUGUGACUGGCACUUUAAAAGUGACAAAGUCUCUGGACCGGGAAACCAAGUCCCAGUAUUUUUUCAGGGUCAUGGCCAGUGACUGUAGCAUUCAGGGCCCACGAAGCACCGUAGUCAAUGUAACGGUACAGGUGGAGGAUGUGAAUGACAAUAAUCCCGUUUUUGAGCAGAACCCCUUGAAUGCCUUUGUGUCCCUUGAAAUGGCUCUAAACCAGACUAUUGCCAUAGUAAAAGCUACGGACGCAGACCUGGGACUCGGUGGAUCUGUGGAAUUUAGUUUUGCAGAAGCUGACCCCAGGUUUCACAUCGAUGGACAUUCAGGAGAAGUUAGACUUCAAAAGUUCCAGGCUUUGGAAAGUUUCCCUAUCUGGCUGCUUGUUAAAGCUGAGGAUCGGGGAGACCCAGCUAGAGCGUCCAUGUGUUUCCUGGUCAUUCAUAUGGAGGACCAAGAGAUGGGGAUAUCAUUCAGCCGCAGUCUGUAUGAAGGAACGGUAACUGAAAACUGUGAGGCAGGUACCUCUGUUGUGACCGUAGAAGCUUCUGCUCUUAAUUCAAGGGGAACAGCAUUAACUUACUGGAUUUUGAGUGGAAACGAAGAUGGGGCUUUCUUCCUGGACACCAACACAGGUGAACUCACUGUGAAAGAACCUAUGUUUCUGGAUUUUGAGGUCAGAAAUGAAAUUCAUCUUCUUGUUUUGGCUGAAAAUCACCAGCAUAGAGCACACUGCAAAGUUACGGUUCUAGUGCAAGAUAUGAAUGAUAACGUUCCAAGCUUUGAGCAAAGCAGUUACCAGGCAUCAGUGUGGGAAGGCCAGCUCUACAAUGCUUAUGUUAUGCAGGUUUUUGCUUCUGACAUGGACAGUGGAUUGAAUGGGCAAAUUGAAUAUUCCAUCCUGUCUGGGAAUCUAAAUGAUACAUUUCAAAUUGACUCAAAGAGUGGUGUCAUAACAACAAAUGCAAUUCUGGAUUAUAAUCUCGCCACCUCCAACAGGUUGGUGAUACAAGCCACAGAUAAAGGGUUACCCAGGCUUUCUGGUACAAGUGUGGUCGUGAUACAGGUGGUGGAUAUAAAUAAUAACGCCCCAGUCUUUCUACCAUCAGAUCCUGUGAAAGUAGCAGAAAAUGCCUCGCCUAGUUACAUUGUCACUCAGGUAUCAGCUUAUGAUGGGGACUUGAGCCCAGCUCUAGCCUUCAGUUUCACCAAGGAAGGUAAUCCUGGAACCAAAUUUGCUAUUGAUCCAGUCACUGGAAAAAUAAUGCUGGUGAAGCCAUUGGAUUUUGAAGAAACAGCCGAAUAUGAGCUGCAGAUUCAAGCUUCGGAUUCAGUGCACCACACAGAAACUGCUGUCAGAGUCCACGUUUUAGAUGUCAAUGACAAUCCACCAGAAUUUAUUCAAGAUUCCUAUCAGGUCACAAUACCUGAAUUGACACCUGUGGGAUCCUUUGUCUUGGCUGUGUCUGCCACCGACAGAGACUUGGGCAGAAGUGGAGUAAUUUCCUAUAAAAUCAUUUCCUCCUGUGAAGAAUUUUCUAUUGAUCUUAAGAAUGGCUCAAUAUUUACUGCCAAGACUGAUAUGCAUCUUGAAAAAAAAUCAUUUCAGUGUCUCAUAGAAGCUAGAGACAAUGGAAUCCCUGCUUUGACAGCCAUAACUUUAGUGAUCAUAGAUAUUAAAGAUGUAAACAAUUAUGCCCCAGUGUUCACAGCGGCACAUUAUAAUUUCAGUGUGAGUGAAGAUGCUGUCAUCGGAAGCCUCCUUGCCACAUUUUCAGCUAUUGACCAUGACUGGACCCGUGAGAACACAGAUGUUGACUAUUCUAUUUUCCAUGGCAAUACCCAGAACCAAUUCCUUGUGGAAACGAGAACUGUCCAGUCAGAAUAUUCUUUUAAAAAGGUGGGUCACCUUGUGCUGAGUCGGACUCUGGACCGAGAGACUGCUCCAAGCCAUCGCCUUGUCAUUCUAGCAUCUGACUGUGGCCACCCUCCAUUGACCGCCACAGCUACCGUAGUGAUAAGUGUACUUGAUACUAAUGAUAAUCCACCUGUAUUCCGCACUCCAGAACAUCAUGUCCACAUCAGAGAAAAUAUUCUCCCGGGGAGUCCUAUCGCAGUCAUCUCGGCAAAUGAUUGUGACUCAGGACCCAACGGUGAAGUCACCUACACAUUAAUCUCUGGAAAUGAAAAGGGCCAUUUCCAUUUAGAUGAAAAAACGGGAGCUGUAGAUUUGAUUAAAUCUCUAGAUUAUGAGGAAACCACCAAAUUCACUCUGACCCUGCAAGCUUCAGAUGAAGGCUCAAAAAAUGUUGCUUUCUCAGUUAUCUUUGUCAGUGUUCUGGAUGAUAAUGAUCACGCUCCGCAGUUUGUGCUCCCCAUCUUGAAGUCUGUUGUUUAUGAAAACCUGCCCAGUUUUUUCACUGUGUGCACAAUUAAUGCCUUGGAUUUUGACACAGGCCCUUAUGGACAUCUGACUUAUUCCAUUCAGUCUUCCUGUAUGCAGGAUCCUGGUGUGCCUCACGAUCAUGAAAUGUUCAGUAUUGACCCAUUAACGGGAGAAGUCCGGGCAAGGCAAAUACUCGACUAUGAAAGUCAGAGCCACUAUUGUUUCGUAGUUCAGGCCAAAGACAAAGGUGCCUCAACAGCUACCUUAACAGUUCAAGUGGAUAUCGAAGGGGCAGAUGAAUUCGAACCUGUUUUCACCCAAGAUGAGUAUCAUUUUCAUCUCCCACAGGUCACUGAAAUAGGACACAUUGUUGGCAAGGUGGCAGCAUCUGAUGCCGAUGCUGGUGAAGACGGCAUUGUCCUUUAUUUCCUUGACGUGCCUUCUCAAUUCUUUUCUGUGAAUGAAACCAAUGGAAACAUUUAUGUAACUGGGCUCCUCCCCCUCAGGAAAACCCUCAAGAAAGAUGAAACUAUUGAAUUGAUUGUCCUAGCACACAGCCCCAAGCCAAACUCUAAGUCUACUACCUGUAAAAUUCUUGUGAAUGUACCUUCGUCUCCAGAGAGCUACUGGACAAUGACAGCAAAUAGCCUUUCUAUUAGCCUUAUGAUCUCUUCUGUAGUAUUCCUCUUGUUGACCAUCAGUUUCAUUGCACUAAUUUGGAGAUUCAGGCAAAAAUAUGUGACGAAUUCCCGUGCGAAAAAAAGGGCACCAUCUCCUCCAGCUAUUGAUUCGAGCCUCACUGUUGACAUUAAUGGUCCGAAAGGUCCCCAGAAAUUCCGAGAGCGCAACAACAGUUUGCUUCCCUUGGGUUCGGCAUCAGAAUGGAUGAGUUUAGUGGACACCAGAGAGACAAAGCAUCUGAGUAAUCCAUGCAGGCACUCGAGCUCAAGUGGUCAUGGUUCCACUGAAGGAGAGACCACUGCAGAUGAAGAAAUCAAGACAAUAAAUGGGCACCCAUGCCGAAAAGGCGCCAGUUCAGUGCUAAGUGAACGAGGGUCUCGGGUGCCAGACUCGGGAAUCCCCCGGGACUCGGACUGGUUCUCAUGCCAGUCUGAGGAAAUGGAUGUGGUGCGCACUACUGACACUGUUGAAAGUGUCCGUGCCUUCAGAGGGGACGGUGAAGACUGUACAACCAAUUCUUCUUGCAGCAGAGGGUUGAAGGAAAAAUAUAUCUUGGUGGAUGGCAGGAGAGAUUGUCUCUUUAUCCCAAGGGUUCAAGACGCACGAGAUGGCACUCUGGCCAUGGUUGUAGCUUCUGACGAGGAUCUGAGAGGGAGCUAUAACUGGGAUUACCUCCUUAGCUGGGAACCUCGGUUUCAGCCUCUCGCCUCCGUGUUCGGUGAUAUUGCCAAGCUGGAGGAUGAACAUUUGCAGGUGCCUGGUUUUCUAAAGGAGAAGAAAUCCUUUAUCUUCCCUGCUCCCCUAAUAACAUCUGUUGCCCAGCCUGACAUAAGGGCAGUUCCACCACAUAUGCCAACUCUAACCCUAGGGAAAACAUUCCAAAAAUACCCUCGUUCACCCCUGGUCCAGCAUCGUGACUAUCUGCUGUCAGCAAUGACACCCAGUUUCUCUCCGUCAGUCUCUUUGCUGACCAUGCAGACUCCUACAGCAUCACCAAUAUUACCAGAUAUGAGUCUGUUUGGAGCCCAUUCAAGUGGUUCAUCUCAUGGCCCCGAAACUUAAAAUUCAAUCAGAAAUAUUAUAAGACAUGAACGGGACACUGCGCACAAUAAAACACUGUUGGCCAUUGAUGAAUGAACAAAGUAUAGGAUUCCCAAGUUAGUUCAUCAGGGUUGAUUUAAUUUUUACAUAAGAAAGGGUGACAUAUCUUAGUCUUGAGUUUUUAUUGCAACCUUACUGUAUUCUGUAAAAUCUUUCCCCCAUAGGGAGAAGAUGCAUCUUUCCUAAUUUUUAUUUUUCGCUCCCACACUGAUGUUUUCUGAAAAGUGCUGCCCUGUCCGAAACUACUGGCUUUCAGAAUGGAAAAGGGUCUUUCUGAACAGGCAAAAGUGAUUGCCAAAUAAUUUAAGGUAGAAACAAAAUGCAGGGCUCUAUAGGUCCAUUCCAGCACAUCACUCUCAAUGACAGUCUCCACUGCCUCCAUUAAGACCCUCAUUAGAUUGUAAGGUCCUUGCAGACAAGGAUCAUGUUUACCAAGCAUUGAGUACAUAGCUCUGUCCCACAGUAAGCACUAAAUAAAUAAUAACGAUUGAUGGCAAGGACCUAGUUCGGUGCUCUUGCAUCCAGUAGGCACCCAAUAAAUACUAGUGAAUCAAUUAAUAAAAUUUAAAAUUGGUUUUAAAGUAAAACUGGAUACUGAAAAGUACAAGUUAGGUAAAAAGAAAAAAUGAGUUUAGUAAAAUUUUGGUAAUCCCUGCCUCUUUCAAAUUUAGUUUCCAUAAUAAGAGACUUACCCCCAUGAGUAAACUAAUUUCUGGAUCCUUUCUCUAUAUCAGCUUGCUGUUGGAGGCCUCUCUCGAGAAUUAUGUCCUUUCUAAGGGAAAGAUAAUGAGAAAAGAAGAAUGGAAUUAGAUAUAUGGUGGUGCCAAGAAAAAUCAGGAAAGAGUUGGGAAACAAUUGUCUGUUGAGUGAUCAAGACUGUAAAGUCUGGACCCAAACUGUGUUUGAGAAUACUUGGGAACAAUAGGGUUCCCACCUCACAGAGUUUCAAAACAUGCUUUCUUGGGCCUAUUUCCAGUGAGAGCAAAAUAUGUUUCCUCUUUUUUUUUUUUUUGGCCUGGACACAGGGCACAUGUAAAUAUAUUGAAGCUUCAAAAUUAAUUUAUGGAAAUUCAUUAAUUCAAUUAUUUUUUUCUUUUAAAAGGUUGCUUUUGAUAAAAAAAAAAUACAAAUAAUAAUGUUGUACAAUGAAUCAGUAGAAAAUAUAUGCCCAUUAAAAAUAAAUGUAAGACUCUGUU
Tachyglossus aculeatus (Australian echidna) is the source of this 11117-nucleotide messenger RNA. RefSeq names its product dachsous cadherin-related 2 (gene DCHS2). Bases 1 to 9882 code for a protein of 3293 amino acids. Gene Ontology annotation, cellular component: cell-cell junction; plasma membrane. The transcript is spliced from 20 exons. NCBI's taxonomy places the organism in Eukaryota, Metazoa, Chordata, Mammalia, Monotremata, Tachyglossidae. The record is from RefSeq and is a predicted model, not a curated record. Gene Ontology annotation, molecular function: calcium ion binding. Gene Ontology annotation, biological process: homophilic cell-cell adhesion.